Gilbertella persicaria is the source of this 1426-nucleotide messenger RNA. RefSeq lists its product as uncharacterized. The record is from RefSeq and is a predicted model, not a curated record. The transcript is spliced from 10 exons. The coding region runs from base 13 to 1173 and encodes 386 amino acids. NCBI's taxonomy places the organism in Eukaryota, Fungi, Mucoromycota, Mucoromycetes, Mucorales, Choanephoraceae.
UAUUUUAUUUCCAUGUCUACUUUCCAACAAAACAAUAGCAACAACAUUAUUAGCAACAGCAUUAUUAGCAUCAACAUUGAUACUCAAAGGCCAUCUAGCCCCACUAGUUCUACAGGUCCAACAUUGUCUGAACCUAAAGUCAAGAGAAGAAGGUUGAUCAACUAUUUGAUAGGAGGCGGUCAAAAAUACUGGGGUGAAGGCGAGAAUUUGAUUGUAAAUGACAUGAAUGUCACAAGAAUCCUUAAGAAAUUCAGAUCACGAAACAUCAAGGAAGCAGAAGAAAAAGCACUUUUGAACGAUGUUAGAGUCUUGUCUCUCUCGUUCAUUUUCCCAGUCUGCAAUAACAGCAGCAGCACUGACGACAACAGAUGCAUCACAAGAUACUUUCCAAAGCAAGUAUCUAAUGCUUUGAAUGAAUGUGCACAAGGUGCCAAAGAAGCAACGAAGAAAGCCAAGGCAAGCGCAAUCAUGUAUUGCAAAGCUAUUGCUGAUGGAGAUGAAGACGAAGACGAAGGCAAAGAUGAAGAUCAAGACUCCAUGACAAAAGCAAUCAAGUCCUUGGCAAAGCAGCUCAAGAACAACCAGGCAAAUGUGCCAUAUACAUCCGAAACAUCGUUCAUGGAUAAAUACUUGAAGCCUAUCUGGACACAGGUGCUUACCUCUGGUCUAGAUAAAUCUUUUAUUUAUUCAACAACCCACGGAAGCCAUUACGGCAUAAAGCCUGACUUUAUGAUUGGUGUUGUUCAAAGAAAAAAUCCUUUGUAUUUUUUCUUUGUCGAAGUAAAAAGACCUGCCGAGACAAGCUGCUACCAAGAAGAGAGCGACUUUGUGAAGUUGUUGAAGGAGAUGAAGCACUCCAUAAACGACCAACUCGUUUUAGGGUUCAAUGAUCCCAUAUCAUAUGGUUUGUUGGUGGAGGGCUUCCGUUGCUCUCUUUUCAAAAUGUUUCUUGCAUCUGAAGGCAUUUAUAUGUCAGUAAUGUUGAAACGCUUUUUGUUGGUGGAGGAGACAAAUGACAUGAUUAAUUUGCCUUCAGUUGUAGAAGCAUUUGAUUUUGUCAAGGAAAAACUCAUGGUGCUGAAGGACGACUUGGAAGUACCAAAAAGCAAAAAACAAAAGAAGCAGCAAGGAAAGAAGGCUAGGCCUUCUUUCAAAACAAAGUUUGUAAAAUAAAAAUCCUUCUGUACACUUUUGCACUGUUACUCAUGAUCAUAAAGAAUUGUUACUGAAAAUAACCACAUUUACGUUAAGCAUAUUCCUCUCAAAGUAAAAAAGAAAAAAAGUUCGCUCCUUUUAAACAAAGACAAUCUUCAGCUGGUCUAGACUUACAGAUAAGAUUAUUGUUAUUGAAGGUGCUUAAUGUUUAGAUUUCUUUCUUUUUGAGGUAUUGACAAGAGUUGUAGUUUGAAUAUUCAAGCAAAUGAAC